Xyrichtys novacula (pearly razorfish) is the source of this 11152-nucleotide messenger RNA. NCBI's taxonomy places the organism in Eukaryota, Metazoa, Chordata, Actinopteri, Labriformes, Labridae. The record is from the annotation of a GenBank genome assembly.
AUGCAUCUGAUUGGAGGACAAAAUGCUAUAGGUCAUCAUGAAAUACUAUUUAACGAGCCAGGAGGGUCUCAGCAGUCAAAGCUGAGGAGUCUUGUUCCUGAAACAACUUGGAAGAUGAAUUUCAACAUCUUGUUUGGUUUCUUUUUGCUUUUCUGUGUCUCAAUAUCAGCUCAGGAGAACAGCAGUGCUCCUGAAACGGGAUCAUGCGUUCCCAACAUGUGCAAUCUGCUGCAGGAAUUUGGUGCGAUGACAGAGAAACUCAAAGCUGUGGAGGCCAGGCUGCAGGACAGUGAAACCACGCUUAAGAACACUCAAACCAGGCUAAGCGACAGUGAGAACCAGAUCCGGGAAUUAAAGAACAUAGGUAAAGUGUCAUAUUGAGACUGUGAAGAAAAAAUUGUGAUUAAUUUUUGUAGUUGAGAGAACAAUGUUUGGUGUAACAUUAGUGGAACGUGAUUUUUGUCCAGUCAUCUGUAAUAAGUUAAAGUAGGAGGACAAUUUUGAGGUCUAAAUGUUGACAGUGAGUCGUGUAAAAAUCCAGCAUACCAGGUCAUCUGAGUCAGUGACAUGUUGAAGAUUAACAACGAAAGUUUAUGGUGAUAUCAGCCUUGAGAGGGCCGAUACCGACAUGAUGCUGAUUUACUGUUUAAUCAACAGCAGAUCUUGAUUUAUUGAUACAAUGAUGUUUUGUUGGACACAGAGGAAACUAAAGUGGUAUUCAGCGCUACAUUAGGAGGACCAGGCAGAAACAUUGGACCAUUCAACACAUACACAACUUUGAUAUUCAGGAGAGUGAUUACAAACAUCGGCAACGCCUACAAUGCAGCCACAGGUAAUUACACCAGAGUACAACAAUAUAGAGAUUUAUAGACUGCAGCUCAUAAGGAGCUAAGUAAUCAUUAAAAGCACCUCCUUUCUUCAGUGGAAUAAAACCUUGUUGAGAUGUUAGCUAAGCUUACUAAAAGGUGAGGACUAUAGAUCUGUAAUCACCCUGUUGUGUCCACAGGUAUCUUCACUGCCCCUGUAGCUGGUGUGUAUUACUUUAGCAUGUUCUUCCAUGUUGGAGGAAGGAGUCGAGUGUUUCUGUACAAGAACUCCCAGCCGAUGCUUGAAAGCGCUGAUCAUGCAUCAGACGCUGACACAGUUGAUAAUGGAGGAAACGCAGGAUUCCUUCAGCUGCAGCCAGGAGACCAGGUGUACGUGCAACUUGGUGUAGAUUCCCAUGUUUGGGCAAACGACUACAUCACAACUUUUAGUGGAUUCUUAGUCCAUCUGGUGUGAAAUGGAUCUGUUGGUUGUCUGUUAUUGUUUUUGUUAGGUUUGUUCAUACCGUCCAGAAGAUGAACCAUCGUUUUCCCUAUAUAAGUGUCAAAUAUUCUGUCAUUAUCAUUUCUCAUGCUCUGAAUAAAGUCCUCAUAAUUAAAUGUACUCUUUAAAUCACUCUCCAAACAGAAGUCAUGAAGAGUUAUCUUUUCCAAUAUGGGGACUGAUUUUGAUUGGUUUAAAGUGACAUCAUUGCGAGUGUGUCCAUGUGAAUAUUCAAGUAAAUCUUCUUUUUCCAUUCUAAUAAAAAAUGAAAUAAAGACACAGACAGACAAAUCCGUCAUGAAUCCCGUCUUAAAAUGCACAUACAAGAAUUAAAAAAGUAUUCUUUGCCUUCAUUUAUUUUCUGUCUACAUGAACUGUUAUUAAUUUAACAAGCAGUUUGAUCAAACUAUUCAACAGCCAUAACAACAACUAAACAGCUUUAACCUGCUUUUUACUCUCAGAUUGAGGUCAGUGAGUUUAACCUGGCCUAGAUUAGUCCAUGGUAACCUCUGAGUAAAAGAAAAAAGAUUGUAACGUUGGGUCCUGAUCCAGAUAAUAGAGUCCAGAUCUGGGCUGCAGCCUGCCCACCUCAAUUGCUUCCUUAAUGCCAAUCCACUGAGCUGGCAAGUUGAACAACAGAGUCCUUACAUGUUAACAAGACAAGUAAACCAUGUGUCAAAUCCAGUGUUGAAAAUGAACCACUCAUGAGUAAAAGUGAGCUGAUCGAUCAUAUCAGGCAGACUUCAAGUGGAUGAGCAGUCUCUAAUCAAGUUGAAAGAUGACUCUCAAUCCUUCCCACAUCCAUACAUCAAUACAUCCAUACAUACAAUUUCCUUGUUCCUGACUCACUGAGUUGGCAAAUGAAAUUCCUUGUAAAAAGGAGAAAAAAAUGUUAAAAAUGAAUUGUUCCUUGUUAAAAAAAUAUAAAACCCUGGAUCAGAGUUGAAGUGACUUGUCCAUGAAUCAACUUGGAGGAUGAAUAGCACUACUUUUUUUUUUGCUUCCAUGCGGGUUGGUUUCAGCCCGUGUCAAUGCCAAUUCUCUUGAAUCAUGAUCAUGCUCUCCUGGCAUGUGCGAGCUCCUGAGAGCGUUUGAUGAUAUGAUGAAAAAACUCAAAGCUCUGGAAACCAGAAUUAGGGAAAGUGAGGAGUAGAUUCUGGAGCUGAAGAAGAAAGGUAAGGAUCUUUUUUUCCUCUUUUAUGUUUGAAUGAGCGUGCUUAAUUCGGAUUAAACUGCAAAUAAAGAAAAAGAGUCCUAUCUGAAAACAACCUCAGGGCGCAAUCCUCGGUCCUCUGCUUUUUAGUCUGUUGAUAAAUAACACGCCUACAACUUGACCUGAUGCUGUAGUCCAGCCAUAAAUAGAUGACACAGUCACAUGUACCUCAGCUGAAAAUUUUUUUAAUGUUACAGGAAAUAGUUAAUAAUUAGACAUAUAAAUGAAAGAGUGGUAAUCAGCGUGUCUGAAUAAGGCUCUAUUUCACUGUGUAUUAAAACCACAUUAUAUCCCCUCGUCCUUAUUGAAUAAAACAUUCAAUUAGUACUUUAAAACAAGUAAACUUUUGUCAAUAUCCUCAGAAAAGUCACAGAAGACUAAAGUUCCUUACACACUGGGAGCGAAUUCGCAAUGCGCAAAAGCAACUGUUAUUUAUUUGCUCUUGUGUCGAAUUUUGUGGAGGCGAAAAGGCGAACGGCCAGACCUCUGACCAAUCAAAAUGAUGUUGGUAUGUCGAUGAUAUCACAUCCAAACUUUACUGGCAGCAUCAGCCCUAGUCUGUAUUCAUUCAUCAUGACUGAGCGCUUCAUCAGUGUGCACGACCGCCCUGCUUUAUGGGACAAGUCCCUUAAAAUAUUCCACGACACUCUCCUCAAAGAAAAUAUAUGUCAGGAAAUAGAAGAAGAACUUACCUGGUGAGAAUAUUGAUGUCAUAUCGAUCCUCAAACAUAGAUGUGUACCGUAGCUAGCAUAAUAUGAAGCUAAGCUAGCAUAAUAUGAAGCUAAGCUGGAUUUUAUUCGCAUAAUCGCGUCGCGCCCAGUUUGUACAGAAAAAAUUCGCCGGUGAGACAUUCGCCUUUUCGCGUCACUUCGCCUUUUGCCCGGUGAGUAGAGACCAACAGUUCAUGAUUCACGUGGUUUAUAGAGGGCUCUGGUUAAUAUAACAGUUCAACCAUGAAAUAUGAUGCUGUUGUUUUCCAAGAGAGGAUUUUAAAAAAUACGUCACAUCAGUGAAUGUCUUCUUCAUUUAUUUUAUUCUAUUUUUGACAUGCACAGAGAUAACUCAGGUGAUUUUCAGUGCAGCUACAGGAGGAGGAUUCUCAUAGAUCGGACCUUUCAGCAUGAAUGUGAUACUCACAAAAUAAGUAUUUUGUUGAGGUAUUAUUACUGUUUGUUUCCCCUUCUCUAAGAGUCACAUUUUGGUUUAUUACAACUGUAUUACUUUUCUUUUGCUGUCUAAUUUAUUUAUGUGAGAAAUUACAGAGAAACAGACAAUGGCAUGUGGUUUUACAAAACGGACACUUGAUGGCAGCACCGACCUGUGGCGUCACUGGGACUUUACGGUAGGUAACGGGAGCUGGGCUGAUUAUCCGGGUGAAUGGAGAAUGAGGAUAUACAUCUGUCCUGUUUUCUUGAUUCCUGUGGAAUAUUUCUCAUAUUUCCAGGUCAGUUAUUCAUAUUUUAUGUGAUCACAGAAGUUUAUAAGCUAAAGGGAAUCCCCAGUGAUGUGUUAUUGGUGAGCUAAAAGUGUGUUGCGAGUGUAAACAUCGGAGUUUAGCGGUACGUGAGUAUUGUAGCAGAGAAAAUGGCGCCGACGCCGCAGCUCGUUGAUUUUUUCCCCCGUAUGUUUCUUUUGGCUUCCAGGUAUUUGUAAGUUAUUUCUGUGUGUGUUAAAAGCGGUUGUGUGUAUGGGCAUUGCAGGGCUCUCAAGUUUUGAACUAAGCUUAGAGUGAGAUUUCCUUGGGGGGGGGGGGGGGGGUAGUAUAAUAAUCUAAUAAAUACAAUGGAGUAUGAGGGCCACAUUAAGAAAGAAAAAAACAUUUUUAAAUCUUUGAGAUUAAAGUUAUUAUUUAGGAGAAUAAAGUCAUUAAUGACUUUAAGAAUAAAGUAGUAAAGUUACCUGUUGUGGAGGAGAGUUGUUAAAAUCAGCACUGAGGAGCAUUUAGAUGAAUUGUACUUUAGUAUAGGUUUCACAGACAUGGAGAUACUUAAUCCUUUGGUAUAUCAGCAUUACACUGUCACGAGUAUCGGAACUUUAAAAAGAAUAUAUGAGAAAUGCUGCUUUUGUGGAGGGGAAAUGGCUGUACAGAGGCUAAAUUCAUCAAUGCAGCUGUUAACAGCAAUAGCAUAGGGCUUUAGUUUAUCAUAUGAGUUUAUCUGCCAUGAGGUGUUGAGGUCUCUGCAUGUGUCGGUUACUGACUUACUGUAAUCAUCGGGUCUUUCUCGUCCUUAUAAAAACCUGCUCUAUUUCAGCAAGUGUCUGUCUUCUUCUGUAGUCAAACCGCAAGAUAUCAAAAUCUAUCCGGAUACAGCAAUGCUGCUUUUUGAUUGGCUGUUCAGUAGAUAUACUUUAUUUGAUUGGCUUGCGCGUGGCACGCAGCUUCUGAACUCUCGGAGAAACUCCGUUGAUUUCCCCCUGUUUCAUAGUUAAAGAGGUGCAACUUGGUGGACAUCACCAUGUUCAUUUAAAUGCGUGAGAAAUACAAUGUGUGGCGUGUGAGCGUGUGAACAGGUGGGAAUGCGUGUGUCUCACGCUGAAUGCGUGAGACUUGAGAGCCCUGGCAUUGUUUAAAACAGAGCGAACUAAUGUAAAUAUGUAGUGUAAGACUGGAUGAUAUUUGAAAAAACUAACAUUGCAAUUUUUUCAACUCUGCGAUAUAUAUUACGAUAUUAAAAAUAGAGGAAUUUUCACCAGAUGACCAGAAUAGCACUUUAUUUUAUGCUCCACUGCUGAAAUCUUGAGAACAGAUAACCUGUUUGUGAAUGUUAGUAGAAUGGCUUCUGUCUGUCUUAGAGAUAUUUUUAGCUUGCUUUUAUUGUGCUGAGACUUAUUUCUCAGAGUGGUAACUCUUCGUCGAUAAGUGACAUUGCUUUUCUUUUUGCCAACAACAAGUAUUCAUCUUAAGUGGUAAGUGAUGUUGCUUUUAUUUUGUCAACAACAAGUAUUCAUCUUUGGCGGUAAGUGACGUUUAGGCCUGUCACGAUAACAAAUUUUGCUGGACGAUAAUUGUGCUACAAAUUAUUGCCGAUAAACGAUAUUAUUGACACCGUUUUUUUAAUUAUAGGUAAUGAUAAUAUAUGGCAUCAUAAUGCGAGUACACCAUGUCAAAAGCAAUAAACUUUAAUUGCUCAAGAUUAAGAACUUUGAACUAGGAUGAACAAAUAUAAUAAACAAGACAACCAAAAAACAAUGAAAAUAAAAUGGACCCACAUUCUGUUUUAUCAAAAACUGCAUUCAAAUAAAAAACACAAUCACAACUACAAACAAUAAAAAAAAUAGACCUUGUCACUGGUACGGAACAAAAACUUCACUCCACACAUAACUAUUAAAACAAUAAAUAAAGUGGAGUCUCGAGUGUGUAAACAAAAUUGCACUAAAUAUUUAGCUUUGGGUGCUAUUCCUCAACAGGUCAACAAAGAACAUGCAUGCGCACCUCAAGCACAAUCAUCCCCGCGGAUGAUUGUGCUUGAGGUGCGCAUGCAUGUUCGUCGUAUUCCCCUUCUUUGUCAUCAAAACUUUCGUACAAAUGCGACAUAUCGUCCGUGUUCGUGGGCUCGCCUCUUUCAUUUUAUUUGAAACCGAAAUGUUCCCACACUGGGGCUGUUGCGUUGGGCUUAGACACCAAAGCUGUCGUUUCAUCAUUCAUUGAGUUUGCUCCACACUGUGUCAGUAAGUCUGUGUGUGUGUGUGUGUCUGUGUGCGUGUUAAGUUUUCAUCUCCCAUUUGUGUUUAAGAUAUUGGAGUUACGAGUCUGGCGUAUUAAAGCACAGCUAGCGUAACGGAAAGGCGGGAACAGAGUUGUGAUUUGCGAGGAAGCUAUUUACCCAAAUCUGGAAAGUCAAUCAAAAGUCAUCACGACUAAAAUGCUGUUAAUAUGCUUCAAAACUCUUCUACAGGUGAUGCAAACAGGGCUACAUCCAUAUACACUUUACCGUUUAUAGUAUCGUCUGAAGUGCAUCAAAGACGAAAACAAAGGACUCUUUUUUUUUUUUUCUUUUUUUUUAAAGACUUAGUGUUUUUUUUCAGUGAGAGAAAAUAAUUCGGUUGUAGUUUUUGCUUUUUUGUUAACAAUGUUAACCUCAGUCCAGAGACUAAAUAGCCACAGAAAAAGCUUGAUCUGUUUUUCAGUCUUGAUGUGUGACUGAAUUUGUGAUCGUCCGUGGGAUCAACCAGAUAAGAAGGUAAGAAAAACUUUAUUUCCUCGUGUCAAACGUUGCCUUGACAUUUGCUACUGGAAAUUGAGGGUUAUAAAACAAUGACUUAAUGUUCCUCUGAAUUCUGUUAGCUACUCAUUUAUUUACUGCCCUUGUAUCUUAUCUUGCUUCUGUUUGUCUUGUUGCUUUUAUUGACGAGUUUAAUAAUGUGCCAAACACCAACUUGUUGAUUACUUGAUAACUGAUAAAAAAUAUUUCCUUGUUCCUGACUCACUGAGUUGGCAAAAACAAUUCCUUGUAAUAAGGACAAAAAAUGUUAAAAAUGAAUAGUUCCUUGAUUAAUAAAAAAAAGAAAUAUAAUGUCUUCUUAAUUUAUUUAAUUCUAUUUUUGACAUGACACAGAAACAACUCGGGUGAUUUUCAGUGCAGCUACAGGAGGAGGAUUCUCACAGAUCGGACGUUUCAGCAUGAACACAACUACAACACCUACAAUAACGCAACAGGUAAUUUUUCGAUUUUUUUGAAAACUUCUUUAAACUUAGCCUUUCACACAUGAUCCUCCUAAACCUCCAAAAUUUCACACAAACAUUUAAUAAUCUCAUACAGAAUAUGUUAAAUAUUCUGCUUUGUGGAUAAAACUGCCACACCACAUCUAUUUUGGACUGUCCUUGACCUUUAAACUAAGUGGAUGAGGGAAUUUUAUGUUGAUUUACUUUUUCUUAUCUAUUUCGCUAAACAAUAAAAAAAGGUUAAUUAUUAACCACGUUUGGUAUACAGUCAGAUUCAAAGAAAACUUGAUUUCCACUGACAUUGAAUAUUUAAGACUGAUGGUUACAGUACAUCUGCAUCACUUUAGUGGUGUUUCACUGAACUCUGAUAUAUGUUUAGUGUAUUUUAUUUUACCCAAAAGUGCAGAGAUGUACCAGCAAUGUGCCAAAGAUCAACCCUUCAGUCCUGCACAACCAACUAAUGACUUUAAAUUGCAAUGGAAGCAUUAUUUAUUAAUUGCUCACUCGUUAAGUUAUAGCCACAGGUAACUACACUAGACCUCAACUGUAUCGAGAUUUAUAGAGUGCAGCUCAAGAAGGAGCAAAAUAAAAGUGAUUGAAAGCACCUCCUUUCUUCAGUGGAAUAAAAUCUUGUAGAGAUGUUAGCAAAGCUUACUAACAGGUGAACUAACUGCCCCUGUAGCUGGUGUGUAUUACUUUAGCAUGUUCUUACAUGCUGGAGGAAACAUUCAAUCCUCAAUGCAUCUGUACAAGAACUCCGAGUGGAUGCUUGAGAUCGCUAAUCAUGCAUCAAGUGACAGAUCUGAUGGUGGAGGAAAUGCAGGAUUCCUUCAGCUGCAGCCAGGAGACCAGGUGUACGUGCGACUUCCUGCAGAACGUCAUGUUUGGAUGGACAACUACAUCACAACUUUUAGUGGAUUUUUAGCCAAUCUGGUGUGAAACAGAUCUGUUAGUGGAUUUUUGAUGAUUGCCGCUGAAAUAAAUUCACAAUAGUAUAAAGAUUAAUAAAAAUGCUAAAACCUGAAGUGAUUGACUUCCUGUUUCCUUUUUUGUUAAUGCUGAAUCUCAUCUGGUAAUCAAUAGAAUGAAGGCAGACCAAGUUUGUUCAUACCCUCCAGAGGAUGAACCAUUGUUUCCCUAUAAAUUUAUAAUGUGAAAUAUUCUGUCAUUAUCAUUUCUCAUGUUCUGAAUUAAGUCCUCAUAAUUAAAUGUACUUUUAAAAUCCCUCUCUAAACAGACGUCAUGAAGAGUUAUCUUUUUCUAAUAUGGCGACUGAUUUUGAUUGGUUUAAGACAUAAACAGACAAAUCCAUCAUGAAACCCUUCUUAAAAUGCAUAUGAAAAAAUGAAAAAGGAGUAUUUAAGCGUCAUUUGUUUUCUUUCUACAUGAACUAUUACUAAUUUAACAAGCAGUUUGAUCAAACUAUUCAAAAGCCAUAACAAUAAUUAAACGGCUUUAACCUGCUUUUCACUCUCAGAUUGAGGUCAGUGAGUUCAACCUGGCCUAGAUUAGUCCACGGUAACUUCUGAGUAAAAGAAAAAAGACUGUAACGUUGGGUCCUGAUCCAGAUAAUAGAAUCUAGAUCUGGGCUGCAGUCUGCCCACCUCAAUUGCUUCCUUAAUGCGAGUCCUUACAUCUUAACAGGACAAGUAAACCAAGACAUCAUUUAACUUUUACCCAGAGUGUCCCUGUCCCAAGUGCAUAUGUGGACACCCUUAUGUCUGAACAUGUUUUUUUUCAUGGACAAUCUGUGACGAGCACAAAAUUUCAAUUACAAAGCACCACUCUGGUUCAGAUCGGGCAUUCCUCCCAAUCACGCCUCUCCAGGUCUCACUGUCGUUGCUAACAAAGGCAGUGAAGACCCCCGGCAGAACCAGGGAAUCCCCAGGAAAGAGCACUCUCCAGCACCCCAUCUAAAGACUCCAAGAAGAGUGGAAACUCUGAGAUGUUGUGUGGAGCAUAGGCACAAACAACAGUCAGGAUCCAUUCCCUCGACCAAAGAUGAAUGUAAGCUACCCUCUUGUCCAUUGGGGUAUUGACACCCCUGUGUGGCGCCUAUCACCAGUGGCAACCCCAGAGUGGAAAGAGUCCAACCCCUCUUGAGAGGACUGGUUCCAGAGCCCACGCUAUACAUUGAGGUGAGUCUGACUGUAUCUAGCCAGAACCUCUUCAUCUUGCGCACCAGCUCAGACUCCUUCUCUGCAAGAGAGGUGACAUUUUAUGUCCUUAGAGCUAGAUUCUACAGCUGAGGAUCGGACCGUCAAGGUCCCAGCCUUUGGCUACCACCCCACUGAAUGAGGGGAAUUUUUCAUUUCCAUGGGACAAUAAAAAGAUGUCCUGCUGUAUAGAUUUAUUAACAUAUGAACAAGAACAAGGAAACAAAAUGAAAGUUCGAGUUAAUCAUUGUUCUUGUCUUUGUAUACAGUCAGAUUUGGGUCACUUUAUCUCCAGGAGGACUGAUAAAAAUGGUUGUAAAGCACAGUCCCUGCUGAUGCAUAAAGAGACUCAAUAAAAGAGUUGUUUCACCCUUUUUUAUGACCCAUGUUUGAAGAAGCAUUUUCACAGAAAAACUGUUUUUCACUGAUAUUUCAUAUUUGAGACUGAUGGUUACAGAACAAAUACAUCUGCAUCACUUCUGUAGUGUUCUGCUGUACUCUCUGAUAUCUGUUUACUAUGUUCAGUUGCCCUAUUUUUCUCUUUUAUGCCCUGCACAAACAACUAAUGAUUAAGUGUCCCAGUGAAUGCAUUAUUUCCUUAUUGCUCACUCAUUUACUUUUAUAACAGUUUUCUAAAGAAAAGAUACGAAGCCACGCAUCUGAUUGGAUUGCGAAAUGCUACAAGUCAUCAUGAAAUACUAUUUAACCAGCCAGGAGGGUCUCAGCAGUCAAAGCUGAGGAGUCUUGUUUCUGAAACAACUUGGAAAAUGAAUUUCAACAUCUUGUUUGGUUUCUUCUUGCUCUUCUGUAUCUCAGUUUCAGCCCAGGAGGAGAGCAAUGCUCUUAAUACAAGAUCGUGCAAUCUGCUGCAGGAAUUUGGUGCAAUGACAGAAAAACUCAAAGCUAUGGAGGCCACGCUGCAGGACACUCAAACCAGACUACAGGACACUGAAACCAAGCUGCAGGACAAUGCGAACCAGAUGCGAGUAUUGAGGAACAAAGGUAAAGUGAAGUACUGAGACUGUGAUGAAGAAAUUGUGAGAAAUUAAGAGAAUAUUUUUAGGAUGAAAAUUUUGUGGUUUAAAUGAUGCCAGUGAGUUGUGUAGAAAUCUAUUUUUGCGACACCUAUUACAAUCUAGCAUACAUGCUCAUCCAAGUCAGUAACAUGUUGAAGAUUAACAACAAAAGUUCAAUUUCAGCCUUGAGAGGGCUGAUGGCGGCAUGAUGCUGAUCCACUGGUAAAUAAACAGUAGAUUCUGAAGUAUUGAUAUGAUAUAUGUUUUGUUUGACACAGAGGAAACUAAAGUGGUAUUCAGCGCCGCAUUAGGAGGACCAGAAAGAAACAUUGGACCAUUCAACACAAACAUAACCCUGGCCUUCAGGAAAGUGAAUGCGAACAUCGGCAACGCCUACAAUGCAGCCACAGGUAAUUACAGUAGACUAGAACAAUGAGUUCAACUCAUGAGAUGUUAGCUAAGCUUACUAAAAGGUGAGGACUAUAGAUCUGUGAUCACUCUGUUGUGUCCACAGGUAUCUUCACUGCCCCUGUAGCUGGUGUGUAUUACUUUAGCAUGUUCUUACAUGCUGGAGGAUUCAGAACAGGGGCGAUGCUUCUGUUCAAGAACUCCAAGCUGAUGCUUCAGAUCUAUGAACAUCCAUCAAAUUCUGACAGAUCUGAUAAUGGAGGAAACGCAGGAUUCCUUCUGCUGCAGCGAGGAGACCAGGUGUACGUGCAACUUCCUGUAGGUUCUCAUGUUUGGGCGAACAACUACAGCACAACUUUUAGUGGAUUUUUAGCUAAUCUAGUGUGA